GUCCAGGCCCUCCUUACCGUCUGACGGGGUCCCUGUCCUCAGCCUCUGCCCUCCAGACCCCAGGUGGCCUGGGGCUGUGUGGAUCGGAGAACCUGGUACUGGGGACCUGGGCCCAGGCCCCCAGCAGCCCCCAGCCCAGGGGCCCCCCGACGCUGAGCAGCAGUGUCAGGAUCAUCUUGGCUUGGGGCGGACUCAGCCUCUGUGGGUGACUCCAGAAACUACCAGCGCUGGUGACGUUGUCUUCAAGUUAAGUCUCAGAAGGAAAAAAAAAGCACGGGGACAACAAAGAGAGGAAGUGGCCUGGGCCGGCCCACCCGAGGCAGCAGUAGGGACAGCAGCUGCGGCAGCACUCGAGCCAGCUCCAGUCACAGUUCGCCUGGGGAGUCAGGCCCCCGUCCCUGCCCACAGCCAUGGACGUCUUCAAGAAGGGCUUCUCCAUCGCCAAGGAGGGUGUGGUGGGCGCCGUGGAGAAGACCAAGCAGGGGGUGACAGAGGCUGCUGAGAAGACCAAGGAGGGUGUCAUGUAUGUGGGAGCCAAGACCAAGGAAGGUGUUGUGCAGAGUGUGACCUCAGUGGCUGAGAAGACCAAGGAGCACGCCAACGCCGUGAGCGAGGCCGUGGUCUCCAGUGUCAACACCGUGGCCACCAAGACCGUAGAGGAAGCAGAGAACAUCGCUAUCACCUCCAGAGUGGUGCGCAAGGAGGACCUGCAGCAACCUGCCCCCUCGCAGGAGGACGAGGCGCCCAAAGUGGAAGAGGAAGUGGCUGAGGCGACCAAGAGUGGAGGAGAUUAGAGGGCUGCAGGUGAGCUCGGAGGCCAUGGUCCCCACGUCCUCCCCUGGCUGCCCACAGGCUAGUCCUCCCAUGCUGCCACCACCACCGUCACCUGCCUCCCUUGUUCCCUCACCCCCUCUGGUCCUUCUGACCCCACCGAUGCUGCUAUGAAUUUUUUUUUUUUAAUGAUUCCAAAUAAAACUCAAAUCCCUACUGCA
Messenger RNA from Lagenorhynchus albirostris (white-beaked dolphin), 992 nucleotides. RefSeq names its product synuclein gamma (gene SNCG). The record is from RefSeq and is a predicted model, not a curated record. Lineage: Eukaryota; Metazoa; Chordata; Mammalia; Artiodactyla; Delphinidae. Gene Ontology annotation, molecular function: cuprous ion binding. Bases 411 to 794 code for a protein of 127 amino acids. Gene Ontology annotation, cellular component: cytoplasm; neuronal cell body; axon terminus. The transcript is spliced from 6 exons. Gene Ontology annotation, biological process: chemical synaptic transmission; synapse organization; synaptic vesicle endocytosis.